AUGCCUUCAUCUAACGCCUGCCAUUGGUCGUCAGAUGGAGCAUCCCGAGCUCAAUGGCGUGUGAAAGCCACAAGCAGGAAUCGCGUACACGAGGCCCAAAGUCUCGGAAGUUCAUCUGUCAGUGUCGAGCAGCAACACCAACUCCCUUGUCAACCUUCUUCCAAAAAAAAUCAUUUACUCCCUCUCUCAAAACUUUCUAAGCUUAUCUAUCUAUCUAUCUAUCUAUCUAUCUAUCUAUCUAUCUAUCUAUCUUCAAAUUCUUCAUAUAUAUCUAUCUAUCUAUCUCAGUCUGUUCAUAUCUAUCUAUCUAUCUUCAAAUUCUUCAUACAUAUCUAUCUAUCUUUGAAUUCUUCAUAUCUAUCUAUCUAUCUAUCUAUCUAUCUAUCUAUCUAUCUAUCUAUCCCAGUCUGUUCAUAUCUAUCUAUCUAUCUAUCUAUCUAUCUACAUAUUCUUCUUAUCUAUCUAUGCCAGUCUGUUCAUAUCUAUCUAUCUAUCUAUCUAUCUAUCUAUCUAUCUAUCUAUCUAUCCCAGUCUGUUCAUUAUCUAUCUAUCUAUCUUAUUUAUCAGAGGUCUACGGGCUCGGAUACCCCACAUUAA
Acanthosepion pharaonis is the source of this 597-nucleotide messenger RNA. Lineage: Eukaryota; Metazoa; Mollusca; Cephalopoda; Sepiida; Sepiidae. The record is from the annotation of a GenBank genome assembly.